Coregonus sp. 'balchen' is the source of this 2350-nucleotide messenger RNA. The record is from the annotation of a GenBank genome assembly. NCBI's taxonomy places the organism in Eukaryota, Metazoa, Chordata, Actinopteri, Salmoniformes, Salmonidae.
AUGACACCCGCUGGCAAUGAAGAGGUUCGCUGUGAGAUCCCGUGUCAUCAUGCGACGAGUGACAUGAUCCUUUAUUCCCGGGUGAGCGGCAGCGAUAAAGGGCGCUCACUGUGCCUCACUCGGUUCGCUGCGUUUGCCUCUAUACUUCUGUCGUGUGUGGCACUCCUGCUAAACGCAUAUCAACAUAAAGCAGCAGCAGCAGCAGACAACCAGGUGAGCUUCUUUUUCAACGGCGCACAAGUGUCCAUCCAUAAAAUCAACCUGUUAUCUGCAAAUAAUUAAUUUAUGGAUAGUGUUGUGUGUGAUAAGAAUCGAAACUGUAGCCUAGAGUAAAUGUGUAUAAUUAUUAGAGAGAUCAGAAAACGCUUGUCAUUCUAAUUGUAGAGGGCUGUGAUAUAUCUUGCAGACUAUUAUACACAGUAAAUCUGAAUGGAUCUUGUGUUUUCAUUUGUAGCUCACUUCAGCGGGAAGCGAUUCUAUAGGUACAUUCUGAUUAUUAUUAUGGCUGUUAUGAUUCUUAUUAUUAUUAUAAUCAUCAUCAUCAUCCUCACACUGUCUAUUCUAUCCCUCCAUAUAGGCAGUGUUCAGCAGCAGCAAGUUGGAACCAAUCCAAGUGCCCAUCUGACAGGUACAGUUAUGAUACUAUUCAUGAUAUUAUUGCUUGAAAGACCAAUCUAUAAGACUAAGCUAAAAGGUAAUGUCCUCAUUGUCUCUCUUCCAGCUCCAGCCUCAUUUAGUAAUUCAAAAAGGGAAUACCUUGAAUGGGAGGACAAACUUGGACUUGCUCACCUCAGCGGCUUUGAGUAUGAUGACGGCAACCUCAUCGUGCUCAAAGAUGGCAUGUACGAGGUUUACCUGCAGAUCACCUUCCGAAGGCCUAGUCACUUUGUGUGUAGCAAAGAGGACCCUGUGUUCAUCCUCUCCCAGAAGGUGAUCCUGUUUGCAAUUAACUACCAGAAGAACAGAGAACUCCUAACAGCAUCUGACACAGUGGAAUGCAUGCCCAAAUCAAAUUGCUGUCAGCCCCCUGACUCAGUGACUCCAUACUGGGAAAAAUCUACCCGCACAUCCGGGGUGUUUAAACUAAAAGCUGGGGACAGGCUUAGAGUGAGUAACGAGGACAGGUACCAUGAGUUGAUGCUCCUUCGAGAAGACUAUACAUUUUUUGGGGCACAUCUCAUUUGAGGUGCAGGGAUAAUAAUGGACUUUAGAGCUGUAUAUAUGUUUGCUUUAUGUUUGUGUUUUCUAUUGAAUAUGUCAACUGCUACAUAAUGAGAGCAUAACUUUGUUGAAAUGAUUGUAACCACUAUCACUUAUUAGACAAAUUAAUGUCUGUUCACUAUAUACUUUAUUUAUUUCUGGGGAGUUUUGAUUUGAGAAUGAUUUGAGAAUGUGGGUGAGAGAGCAUUUGAAGUACAACAUUGCAGUGUUAUUAUGCUCUCAAGUGUGGCCAUAAAUAACUGUUAUUCAGUAAAACAGUGACAUAGCUAUAGGGUUAACCCAAUUCUGAUAUUUUUGACCAAUCAGCUCUUUUGCCAAUCAUUUGGCAAAAGAUCAGAAUUGGCUGUCUGUGUAAGUGUAGCCUAGGACAAGUACAAUCUGGGAAAUGUAUGCCUAGUCAGCUAGUUGGAUUAGUGGGGAAGACACAAGGGUGGUCACAUGUGUUUGCAGGACAGAGGUCCCGAGUUCCAGUCUCAGUGUGGGCUGGUGGGGGAGGAAGUAGAGUUAAGCAAGCACAGUGACGUCUGUCACACAGACAAAUAGGGAACUUUAGAUUAGAUUGAUGAUCUUACACAAUCCGGUAUGUGGUAUACAACUUAAUUUAUGUUAGCCAUAAGUACAGUCGGACCUGGACCGUUGAAGGUCUUUUUUUUGGGGUGACAGUUACUUCGUAGUAAGAGAAGCGGACUAGUUACUAGAGGGUUGCUGGUUGAAACCCCAGGGCUGAUGAGGAAAAUCUAUGAGUUGUGUCCUUGCGCAACACAUUUAAUCCUAACUGCUCCAUGAGUGCCUCGCUACGGCUGACCCUGUGGUGUUCCCAGCCUGUCCUGUGGGGUUGGGUACUGUGUCAGCUACAAAUGUCCCUAAAGCUCAUAUAGUGUUUCUACUGUAUAAAAAAAGUAAAAGUGACACUUGAAGUGUGUUUCCAGCAGAUAAACAACAGAAUGAGCAGCCACUGUGUUUACCACCUCAACGUAACCUUACUUCAGAAUGUAUGGCAUGCAUGCUAUUGCACCAUCGUGUGACAGACAACACCCAUUGUUGUAAAUGUUGAUUAAAUGAUGCAUUGCUUCCUGUUUACACAGGCUGACCAAUAUACAGUGCCGUCAGAAAGUAUUCACACCCCUUG